AUGGCGGAUUUUGGCGAAUAUCCGCCAAAUAUGGCGCCGCAAGAUGCGCUCAUAGUUCGAGAACAAGCUGAACCUGAUCAUGCUGUUGUGCCUUACUCGGCUGAAGAUCUAUCACGUCCCAAGGCUGGACCAUUGAACCCGUUCAAGGACGAGAACAACAUUCUGAAGCGCAAGAGCGUCCCAACUGGACAUGCAGAGGAGACUUUCCUAAGCGAACACACAUUCCGGAGCAAGCAUCGUGCUAUCGAGCGACGAGGUGGCCCUGAACGAGAGUACCAGACGAAUGCAGAGCAAAAAGCAGAGGCUGCCAGGAUACGAGCUGGGCGAGAGAGCAAGGGCAGCGCAACGAUUGCGGAGGGACCUGGGUCUUAUGUCGGGCCUUGGGCACGAUACAAAAAGGCAGAAUACGAGGUUGUUGCGGACGACGAAGAAUUGGCGAGCGAUGAGGAAUAUGAGAUUGUCGAAGAGGAGGAAGAGGUAGUCGAGAGUGGAACAAUUGUCAAGGCACCGACCAAGGCUUUGGAACGACGGAAGGAGGCCGAGGAGAUGGGUGACGAGACGACGACGUUCCACGGAUCCGCCGAGUACGAUUACCAGGGUAGGACUUAUAUGCACGUUCCCCAAGACUUGGACAUCGACCUUCGAAAAGAAGUGGGAAGCAUCACCAACUUUAUUCCCAAGCAUCAGAUUCACUCUUGGAAGAACCAUUCCAAGGCGAUCACCGCGUUGCGCUUCUUCCCUUCGUCUGGACAUUUGCUCUUAUCAGCCAGCGCCGACACUACCGUCAAGAUCUUCGAUGUGUACCACGAGCGAGAGCUCUUACGAACAUACUCUGGACACUCGAAAGCUAUUUCAGAUAUUUGCUUCAACACAUCGGGCACUCAGUUUCUCUCUUCUUCUUACGAUCGCAUGAUCAAGCUCUGGGAUACUGAGAAGGGUGUUUGCGUGAGCAAGUUCACGACUGGCAAGACUCCUCAUGUCAUCAAAUUCAACCCUGAUCCUGAGCAUGCGAAUGAGUUUUUGGCCGGUAUGUCGGAUAAGAAGAUUGUCCAAUUCGACAUUCGAACACCGAACGAGGUUGUCCAGGAGUAUGAUCACCACUUAGCUGCCAUUAACACCAUCACAUUCGUCGACGAGAACCGACGCUUUAUGACAACUUCUGACGACAAAUCCCUCCGAGCAUGGGACUACAACAUUCCCGUGCCCAUCAAAUACAUUGCUGAACCAGAUAUGUACCCUAUGACCCGCGCAGCUCCCCACCCCAGCGGCAAAUACGUCGCAUAUCAGAGUUCCGAUAACCAGAUUCUCGUCUAUGGCGCAAACGACAAGUUCCGGCAGAACCGAAAGAAGAGCUACCGCGGUCACAACAACGCUGGUCUUGGCAUCGAUCUCGACUGCAGUCCUGAUGGACAAUUCCUUGCUUCAGGUGACUCUGGUGGUUAUGUAUGUUUCUGGGACUGGAAGACGUGUAAGAUGUAUCACAAGUUCAAGGCCGGUAACCAGGCUGUCACCACUGUCAAGUGGCAUCCUCAAGAGACCAGCAAGGUGGUUACGGCGGGUCUGGACGGUGAGAUUAAGUAUUGGGAUUAG
Messenger RNA from Fusarium mangiferae, 1590 nucleotides. Its product is annotated as putative CDC40-cell division control protein. Lineage: Eukaryota; Fungi; Ascomycota; Sordariomycetes; Hypocreales; Nectriaceae. Gene Ontology annotation, biological process: mRNA splicing, via spliceosome. Bases 1 to 1590 code for a protein of 529 amino acids. The transcript has a single exon. Gene Ontology annotation, molecular function: protein binding; mRNA binding. The record is from RefSeq and is a predicted model, not a curated record. Gene Ontology annotation, cellular component: catalytic step 2 spliceosome.